Molecule: messenger RNA, 1988 nt
Organism: Dendroctonus ponderosae (mountain pine beetle)
Lineage: Eukaryota; Metazoa; Arthropoda; Insecta; Coleoptera; Curculionidae
Product: nuclear RNA export factor 2
Exons: 9
Coding region: 340-1947 (535 amino acids)
Biological process (GO): poly(A)+ mRNA export from nucleus
Cellular component (GO): nucleus
Molecular function (GO): protein binding; RNA binding
Source: RefSeq, a predicted model, not a curated record
UGCAAUGUAGCUGAUUUGUUGACAAAUAGUGUAAUACAUAAUAGUUAUAUUUAAAGUGUUUAACGUAACGUUUAGCAGUAGGUUCUUAUGGCAUAGCGGUAGAGCAGUAGCUCUCAUGAAAACGGGAGACCCACCGUAAAACGGUAGACCUGGCAAGCCUGAAAAUAACUUCUUCGAUCAGCUGAGAGGCGCGAUAACAGCGCGCCGUGGUCUGAGUAAACUAAAUUAACGCAGAACUGUCAUUGCACGAGAGUGAGCAGGCCGUGAGAUAAACCUAAUGUUUGUGUUUGUCAACAACACAAGCUGAGAUACCGUAAUUUAGUAAAAACCGUUGCAAAAAUGAUAUUAGUGUCCUUAGCAAAUCAGCAGCGCAAUACCGAUUCUGUGCUGUUGAACGCACGAACCCUAUCAACUGGGAUUUUGCAAAAAACCAGCGCUCUUUUACAAAACCCCAAAUGCUGGCACAGAUUCAUUGUUACUAACACCGAUGGACUGUCCAGGAACGAAAUUCUCAAAGCUGUUUUGGACGGAGUCCAUCCGCUAGACCUCAUUCCGGUGUUUUAUACCAAAGACCAACUGAAUGCGAACUCGUACUUUAUGGCGAGAAAUUGCGAGGCUGCGAUACGGAAGCUGUGCGACAAUCAACUGGUGGUUGACCAUCCGAUCGAGAAAGGCUACAGUCCGAUGACUUUGUCUAUAGUGCUGAACUUUUCAAACACCUAUGACAUAAAAAUCGACGUUCAGAAGAACGUGUCCACUGUAUUGAACAAGCGAUUUCAUCCAACCUCCAAAGUUCUUAAUUUGGAUAGAUUUCACGACGAUCCCGAUCUGACGGAGUUUUGCCCAUUGUCGCAGCCAAAAAUCAUGUACUUUGUCUUGCACAUUGCUAAAGCUCUCGCCCCUGAAGAAGUGAUUCUCUCAAACAACUGCAUCCGUCUAUUGACGCCUUUGGAUGUUCUUUUCGGCUCAAAAGUGAAACGCCUGGAUUUGAGCCACAACGAGAUUUCCAAAUUAAACGACUUGAAUUCGCUGAAGUAUUUCUCGCUAAAAGAGUUGGAGUUGACCGGUAACCCUCUUUGUAACGUUGACUUAAAGUCUUAUAUGUCCAAAAUCAAAAGCGUGUGUCCCACUUUGGAAAUGUUGGACGGCGAACUAUUAUCAAUAGACAAGUUUCCCACCACGAAAAAGAACUCAUUUGCAUGCCGCAACAGUACCGACUUGGUCAAUCAAUUUCUGGAGUACUUCUUCACGGCUUACGACAGGGAUAGAAGCGAUCUAGAGGGACUAUACCACAGCAACGCCAUGUUCUCCUUAACCUGUGUUUACCUAUCCGGUCAGAUUUCAUCAGGAGCCGCCUCCUUGAAGCUCUAUAGCAACAUUGCACGGAACCUCAAUAAAGCGGCGGACUUUGCCAAAACGUUUGAGCGGCUUUUUCGAGGCCGAGAGAACAUCAUGGAAGUUUUCACUACGAAAUUGCCUGCGACCCAACACGACCCCUAUUCCUUCACAACGGAUCUUAUUUAUAAAACCGAUACUUGUGCUGUUGUUGUGGUAACAGGGGUGUGUAGUGAAUGCCCAAAAUCUAUGCUGGAAAGAGCGCGGCUUUUGGGGUUCACGCGCUCAUUCUCACUGGAGAUUAAAGAUGCUCAGUGCGUCAUUACCAAUGACUUGCUUCAUCUAUACAACAGCCUCUCCUACCAGGAAAAAAACUCCUUCCAGGUCACUAAGGAACCCGCUAAGGUUGUAGAGAAAGAGCUGAUCCCCAAGCCGCAGUCUGAGAGCGAAUAUAACGAGCUGGUUUCUACCCUCAGUCAGCUGACGAAUCUAAAAAUGGAAUGGGCCAAAAAGUGUUUGGAGGAAUGCGCGUUCGACUUGAAGAAGGCGCUUCAGCUGUUUGUAGACCUGUACAAGGGCGACAAAUUCCCGGCCACUUCGUUCCUUGAUUAAGCCAGUAACUCAAUGUUCUAAUAAAACCAGGUUUAAAUGAA